CCUGAAAACUGGAACAUGGAUAGAAUAAAUCAGACAUUUGUGAAAGAAUUCAUUCUUCUGGGACUCUCUGGUUAUCCAAAACUUGAGAUUAUUCUCUUCGCUCUAAUUCUCGUUAUGUACCUGGUAAUUCUAAUUGGCAAUGGUGUUCUGAUCAUAGCAAGCAUCUUUGAUUUCCGUCUUCAUACCCCCAUGUACUUCUUCCUGGGCAACCUCUCUUUCCUGGAUAUCUGCUAUACAUCCUCCUCUGUUCCCUCGACUUUGGUGAGCUUGAUCUCAAAGAAAAGGAAUAUUUCGUUCUGUGGAUGUGCAGUGCAGAUGUUCCUUGGAUUUGCCAUGGGGUCAACAGAGUGUUUGCUUCUUGGUGUGAUGGCUUUUGACCGCUACGUGGCCAUCUGUAACCCUCUGAGAUACCCCAUCAUCAUGAGCAAGGUGGUGUAUGUACUGAUGGCUUCUGUGUCAUGGUUCUCUGGUGGAGUCAACUCAAUUGUGCAAACAGCUCUUGCCAUGCAAUUGCCUUUCUGUGAGAAUAAUAUCAUCAAUCAUUUCUUAUGUGAGAUACUGGCUGUUCUCAAGUUAGCUUGUGCUGAUAUUUCCCUCAAUUUUUUUACCCUAGCAGUGUCAAAUAUGGUUUUUCUGGUUCUUCCACUUCUGGUCAUUUUUUUCUCCUACAUGUUUAUCCUCUAUACCAUCUUGAGAAUGAGCUCAGCCACCGGGAGACGCAAAGCUUUUUCUACUUGUUCAGCACAUCUGACUGUGGUGAUCAUAUUUUAUGGUACCAUCUUUUUUAUGUAUGCCAAACCCAAGUCUCAAGAUAUCCUUGGGCAAGACAGUUUGCAAGCUAGGGAGGCGCUUAUUUCUAUGUUUUAUGGUGUAGUGACUCCGAUGCUAAAUCCUAUAAUCUAUAGCUUGAGAAAUAAGGAUGUAAAAGCUGCUGUAAAAUACUUGCUGACUCGGAAAGCUGUUAACCAAUAAGACCAAGGGGAAAUGUGGGUGUUUGGUGUACAGCGACUAGACUUGGCAUCUUUGGAUAAUUAUUGACAGUCUUCUUUGGGGAAAGCAAAGUUAUAGGGAGACAUUUUUACUCUUUGUCUUUACUCAAUUCAUUUAGCUAUAAUCACUGAGAACAGUAGUCUGCUAUAAAUGCAAAUUCUAAUAGGUUCUGAUCCCUAUUUCACAAAGACAAUUGCUUUAGGGUCUUUUCUUUGGUGAUACCAAUGAGUGUGUUCAGUGCACUGCGUGGCAACACAAUAAAAAA
Messenger RNA from Sus scrofa (pig), 1255 nucleotides. Its product is annotated as olfactory receptor 13C4. Gene Ontology annotation, biological process: G protein-coupled receptor signaling pathway. Gene Ontology annotation, molecular function: G protein-coupled receptor activity; olfactory receptor activity. Gene Ontology annotation, cellular component: membrane. NCBI's taxonomy places the organism in Eukaryota, Metazoa, Chordata, Mammalia, Artiodactyla, Suidae. The record is from RefSeq and is a predicted model, not a curated record.